AUGCAACCGCCGCUGCCGCCGCUGCCUACCUUGCCGCAAGUGACGCCGCUGCCUGCUGCAGGAGCCAUGGUUCUGGGGGAGGAGGAGUGGCGCUGCCCCACUUGCCUGGAUCUUCUCUACAAGCCGGCAGUGAACACGACCUGCGGGCACAUCUACUGCUUCUGGUGCCUGCACAAGGCCAUGUCGCCGUACACGCCGUCCUCCUGCCCGGUCUGCCGAGCCAAGUACACGCACCUGCCGGCCAUCUGCCCCAAGCUGCACCGCUUCCUUUCGUGCCAGUUGCCCGAGCGGUAUGCAGCGCGCAGGCAGGAGACUGAAGCCGAGGAGCGGCAGUCUGGGGGUGCCUCGCCCGACCCAGAAGAGGCGGGCCCGCUGCCGCCGCCCGCCAGCCCCGGCGCCUGGCGGCCCCUGCACUUUGCCUGCGACAGCCCCGCCUGCCGCAAGCUGCUGUGCCGCCCCGUGGUGCUGACCUGCGGCCACUCGGUCUGCCAGCUCACCUGCCUGCCGAGCUGCUGCUGCUGCGGCGGCGGCGAGGGCGCCACCGCCUGGGAGUGCCCCGCCUGCGGCAUGGCCACCCGCCAGCCCCCUGCCGUGUGCAAGCAGCUGGGCGACCUGCUCGUUCAGCUCUUCCCAGAAGAGUCUGCGCGGAGGGAGGCAGAGUGCCAGCAGGCGGCGCAGGAGCGGGUUGCAGCGGAAGGAGGCGGCGGUGGCAGCGGCAGCGUGCAGCCCCCGAGCCAAUCACAGCAGGCAGCGCAGCAGGCAGCCACGCGGCGGCGGGCGCUGGCGAGGAGGGUGGCGCAGGCGGCGGCGGCGGAGACACUGGCCCCUGGGGGCCAGCCGCAGCAGCAGGCGCUGAGCCCGGCGCUGGCCACCGCGCUGCGGCGGCGCCAGGCUGCGGGCGGGCGCAGUCAGGAGCUGGCUGAGCGGCUGGAAGCCAACCUGCAGCAGCUGACGGGCGACGCCUACACACACCACGGGGUCGGCUGCGACGGAUGUGGUGCGGGGCGGGGCGGUCUGUACCCCAUCCAGGGGCGGCGGUACCAGUGCCGGGACUGCCCCGAUGCCAUGGGCUUCGACCUGUGUGGCGCAUGCAUGGACCGCGGGCUGUCCGACAUUGUGGGCAGGUUCAACCAGAAGCACACGCCGGAGCACCGCAUGCGCCUUGCUGCCAACCCGGAGCUUCCCAUGGACCAGCUGAUGUGGCUGCUGGAGCUGACGCUGACGGGAGGGGAUGAGGAGGAGCAGCGGGCGCCGCCGCCGCCGCAGCAGCAGCAAGGGGACCGGCACGCGCCACCACAGCAGCAGCAGCAGGGCCCGCCGGCGCCUGCAGGUGGCGGCGGCAGCAGCGGUAGCGGCGGCAGUGGUGCAGCGGUGGAUGGGGCCGCUGAGGAGCUCGAGUUCCCGGCACUCCGGCGGGGCCCACGGCCGGCAUACGACGCCGCGGCGCAGGAGCCCUCCCCCUCUGCCCAUGCCCGCCCGCAGCCGGCGCCGGGGCAGGGGGCGGCAGCGGCAGCCAGCCAGGGGCCGGGAGAACGAGGGCUGAUUGGCGGCUCUGACAGCGGCGAGGAGCAGGAGGUGCACACUGUGGCGGCGGCGGCAUGCUUUGCAUGCUGGCCUAAUUCCGAGCACCAAACCCGGAACAUACCCUUGUCUUUGGACUCGAAUCGAAAGAUGUCUUCCUUCUUCGCACCAGGAUGGUGCCGGCAGCACGCACAGCUAAUCGGCUACCUGCAGCGCCUGAAGGCCGCCGAGGAGCAAUGCCGAACCUGUAGCGGCGGCGGCGCCCUCACCGAGGCGCUAGCCGACACGAUUGGCUUCGAGCUGCAGCGGCGGCCAUCGGGCAUCCAGCACCCCGACGCCGGCGAUGGGGUGUUCCUGACGGCAGGCGGCUGCCCCGCCGGCGGCAUCCUGACGCUGUAUCCGGGGCUGGUGCACGACAUGGGCGACUUUGUGCUGCUGCUGGGGGUGUCGGCUCCAGACGAUGCCUGCGCCCCUGCCCCGCCCGCAUGGACCCUGGACAACCACUACCUGCUGCAGCUGCGCUGCCUCAACGCCGCAUGCCUGGUGGACGGCCAGCCUGGCGGCCUGUCCGCCCAGCGGUUCCAGGCAGCGGCCGCCUCCUGGGCGGCUGGGCAGCCAGAGGCCGCCCUCGUCAAUGCCAGCUGGCUGGCGCUGGGCGGGCAGCAGCGUGCGGAGCUCGAUGGGCGGCUUGGAUGCGAGGCCCUGCUGCGGCAGGCAGCCCUGGGACACAUGCUGAACCACGGCCCGGCAGCUGCCGCCAAUGCGGCCUUUGACAUGUGCCCCUUGCCGGCCGCCCUGCCCCCCUCGCUGCAGCGCUACGUGCCCUCGCUGAGCGUCGGCGGGCGCGGGGAGGAGGAGGUGCGAUGGGUGCCGCUGGUCACCGCCCGCACCGCCCUGGGCGCCACCGCGGGCAGCCCAGUGGAGCUGCUGGUGGACUACGGCAUUAACCCGCUGAGCCUGGGCUUCAGGCCCUGGAUACCAUUGCGGGCUACCGCAUGCAAUGCAAACGGCAACCAUUUCAGGGUCUCGUUAACAAUUGCAAUCAGAAGGAGAUGCAAGACAUGUUUGAAAGGAUAUACGGGGUUCCCACGGCCAGCUGCAACAACGCGGUGGGACUGGAGCCUGGCUGGCGGCCCCAAAGCACGGCCUCAGUGUCUGCCGCACCGGCCGACCCCGGAGACUGCAGCCGCUACGGGCGGCGGCGGCGUGUGGUGGUGCGGCCUGGCACAUCACAAGGCGGAAGCCAGGAAGAUGGGGACGCGAGCAGCGAAGGUCUCCUCGCUGGCGGCGCUGCUGGCCGCUUCAGCUGAGCAGCCGCCGCCUGCCGCUGUUGAGGAAGUAAAUGGCGGCGCUGCCACUGCACCUCUGGAGCGGUCCCUCAGCGCCCAGCUUCAGAGACUGUACACUGCCUGGGAGCAGGGCCAAGUGAUUUUUGACAACCUGUAG
This is a messenger RNA of Chlorella variabilis, 2967 nucleotides long. RefSeq lists its product as hypothetical. Lineage: Eukaryota; Viridiplantae; Chlorophyta; Trebouxiophyceae; Chlorellales; Chlorellaceae. The transcript has 12 exons. The coding region runs from base 1 to 2967 and encodes 988 amino acids. Gene Ontology annotation, biological process: proteasome-mediated ubiquitin-dependent protein catabolic process. The record is from RefSeq and is a predicted model, not a curated record. Gene Ontology annotation, molecular function: ubiquitin protein ligase activity.